CUUCUUUACUUUCGCCUUUGACUCCUUCCCACGACUUCAAGUCAUUGACUAAGGUAUCCAUCAUGUCGAAGAUUGCAGUGUCAAGCGUGCGAACCCAGCUCCAGGUCGUCCUGAAGGGGACUGAGGAGAAGAAGAGGAACUUCGCUGAGACGAUCGAGCUCCAGAUCGGCCUCAAGAACUACGACCCUCAGCGUGACAAGCGUUUCAGUGGCACGAUCAGGCUGCCGAACAUCCCGCGCCCGCGCAUGUCAGUUUGCAUUCUUGCCGAUGCCGCCCAUGUCGACCAGGCCAAGCUGAUCGACCUCGAGUUCAUGACGGUCGAGGACUUGAAGAAGCUGAACAAGAACAAGAAGCUCGUCAAGAAGCUCGCCAAGAAGUACGACGCUUUCCUCGCCUCUGAGGCACUCAUCAAGCAGAUCCCCCGUCUGCUCGGCCCCGGGCUCUCCAAGGCGGGCAAGUUCCCCACGCCGGUCUCUCAUUCGGAGGACCUUGAGAAGAAGGUCAACGAGGUCAAGUCGACGAUCAAGUUCCAGCUAAAGAAGGUGCUCUGCUUGGGUGUCGCCAUCGGCAACGCUGAGAUGAGCGAGGACCAGCUCCUCGCCAACGUCAUGCUUGCUAUCAACUUCCUCGUCUCGCUGCUGAAGAAGGGAUGGCAGAACGUUGGUUCGCUCCACUGCAAGAGCACUAUGGGCCGCCCUCAGCGCCUCUACUAAGCAAUAUCAGGGUUUUGCUGUGCUGCAGCUAGUGCGCCAGGCUUGCCAAUGCUACGCCUGCUGGUACAGCUCAGCUUAGCUUUGGACUUCUGCAAAACUCAGGACGAACUUCCAAUCGAUUGAAUCAAGAGCAGUUCGCACGCUUACACCCAGUUACUGUGUCCAGCGCAGACGGCAUUGACAUUUCUUGAAUGCCAUGCUGCUGCUUGGUCGGUGAUGAGGGGAGCUCGAUUGUAGUCUACAUGCCUGGGAGAAACAAACCUUGAUGGUCAACGC
Messenger RNA from Tilletiaria anomala UBC 951, 989 nucleotides. Its product is annotated as putative ribosomal protein L10a.e, cytosolic. Gene Ontology annotation, cellular component: large ribosomal subunit. Bases 63 to 713 code for a protein of 216 amino acids. NCBI's taxonomy places the organism in Eukaryota, Fungi, Basidiomycota, Exobasidiomycetes, Georgefischeriales, Tilletiariaceae. Gene Ontology annotation, molecular function: RNA binding; structural constituent of ribosome. The transcript has 3 exons. The record is from RefSeq and is a predicted model, not a curated record. Gene Ontology annotation, biological process: translation.